Caenorhabditis briggsae is the source of this 1953-nucleotide messenger RNA. The coding region runs from base 1 to 1953 and encodes 650 amino acids. The transcript has 8 exons. Gene Ontology annotation, biological process: regulation of gene expression. Gene Ontology annotation, cellular component: nucleus. The record is from RefSeq and is a predicted model, not a curated record. NCBI's taxonomy places the organism in Eukaryota, Metazoa, Nematoda, Chromadorea, Rhabditida, Rhabditidae.
AUGUCCUCUUCCGGAGCACCUGGUCCCGUUGAUGAUGGGUUCACUGGUACCAGCAGAGCAACUGAUGAAAUGCCAGAGGUUCGCAAUCAGACCAACAGAGAUUCUCUAUCUGGCUUCUUUUCUCUUUCCAGUGCUGAAACAUCAUGUGAAACUGUGGCACUCAAAAAACACCAGCUCAUCAUCGACACAAAAGAUGAAAAUACAACUCACAGCUGGGUGCAUUGCUCGAACAUCUCCGUGUACUUAUCAAUGUCUUUCAACGCAGAAGGAGAGUUGAAUAUAUCUGCAAAUCGCUUCAAACAUGAAAAUAUUUCGAAUGCAUUGACAGGUUUGAUUAAGAAGUUAUUCCGUGUUCGGUUGAUCGUGUUUUUAGGUAAUCUGUUCUUGAAAGAACAAGAUGUUUGGAACGCAAGUAUCAAGGAAAAAUUAAGCUCUUCUGAAUUAUUUCUGUCCAUCUCGGGUGGUUUCAACCACAGCUUAACACACUUCCUCAAACCGAUUCAUCUGGGGGUGUCUGUGCCAUUGAUAACUAUUUCUCUGAUAGGGCAAAAUCUGUGCAUACUCUUCAACGGCUCGGGUACACUUGAUUCACUCACUUUUCCUACCAAAACGACCUUCGUUGUUCCUUCAAACACGGAUCCACUUGUUAUCAAGUUGAAAAUCAAACCAUCCUUGUUUCCAGUAAACUUUAUGGGAAGUCCCGCCUGUUCUGUACCGAAAGAGGUCACCCCAACAACAUCAUCCAACUCAGGUUCAACAGGGAAUAGUGAUAAUUCUUCGUCCCCCACCAACGAAGAAAGUUCUGGAAGGCUACAAUCUUUGAAUCAAAAUUCGACUUCAUCUCCAGAUGCGAAUGCUUUCAAAAACCCAUCAGUGGAUUCAAGAACUUCGUCACAUGUUACACUUGCACCACAUACUGGAGAAUUACUUGCUGAAGGGCAAAUUGAAGAUGAAGGUGAAGAAGAAAUCGAUGUGGUGAAUGAAACACCAGCCCGCUCGCCCGUCCCUUCCCCUGAUGUCUCUUCUGUUGAAGAGCAGGUGAAGAUUCAAAAGCCCCGAAUGGAUGACCUACAAGGAGACAGAGAUUCAGCAGGUUUCGCCCCACAAAUAAAUCUGAAAAAAUCCGAAGAGCCAGCCAGGAAAGCAGUUAACCCAGGAGAACUGACAAGUCAUCCAGAACAGUCUCCUUCUCGUCUCAUUCAAAAUGAGGAUAUGACCAAAGUUUUACUAGCACUUGUGCAACAGCGAAACCAAGCAGUUGAUCAGAAAAAACCUGUUAAAGAUGCUCAUAAUCCAGAAAAAUUGCUUUUGCCUUCAAAUCUCCAGCAAAUCAAGGAACAAGUAGAAAAGAAGGAAAUUGCUGUUAUCGUACAAAAAAGGGCAGACAGACAAGAAGAACCAGAGAGAAGGGUCGCUGCUCACGAAUCGCUUAAGACCAAGACGGUUUCUUCACAGAAAGAGGGUCUACCACACUCGAGGAACUUUGAUAAAAAGAAGAAACUGGCUCAAACUCCAGAUUCAGAUGAGGAAAGUGAGGAAGAUGAGCGUGGCUCAUCAUCCCGUAAACGAUGGUCCAGUUCGUCAUCCGAUUCUUUGUAUGAAAAAACCGAGAACAGCGAAAAAAAGCCACCAGUUGUGGAUGCAACAUCAUCUGAAGAAGAUCAUCAUUCUAAAGAAGACAAUGAAGAUCGGUCGAACUGGUGCCCCUCAUUCAAUCCCAACUGUCUGAUCGGAAAUGGGACGACUGAUGAUCUGUGGAUGGAAUGCGACACAUGCCACAAGUGGUGGCACGCGUUUUGUAUCCGCCUUGAAAUUAAGGCGUACAAAAAUGCAUUUCAUUGCUGCCAUGGAGAAUACUCCAAGAAAGCGCAAGAUUCACUAGAAGGGACGACUAAGAAAAAGUGGCUUCAGAUCCAGAAGGAACAGGCCAGAAAGAAUAAACUUCUCGAUUAA